This is a messenger RNA of Sphaeramia orbicularis (orbiculate cardinalfish), 1596 nucleotides long. It is a transcript of the gene dhcr7, whose product is annotated as 7-dehydrocholesterol reductase. The coding region runs from base 10 to 1527 and encodes 505 amino acids. The transcript has 8 exons. Gene Ontology annotation, biological process: cholesterol biosynthetic process; brassinosteroid biosynthetic process. Gene Ontology annotation, cellular component: endoplasmic reticulum membrane. The record is from RefSeq and is a predicted model, not a curated record. Gene Ontology annotation, molecular function: 7-dehydrocholesterol reductase activity. NCBI's taxonomy places the organism in Eukaryota, Metazoa, Chordata, Actinopteri, Kurtiformes, Apogonidae.
GAGGUGGUUAUGUUACAAGAUAACACCUGGGCCCAAGGGGAGAGACAGCAGCCUGGCGUUCUGCGGGUUAGGUUACAUCCAACAACGGAAAUGAAUGGUGAAAUGUCAAUGGAGGCCACUAGGAGACGCACCCAGCACAGUGCAAAUGGGAAAUCAUCAGAGGAGGUGAAGCAGCCAGCUCAGUGGGGUAGAGCAUGGGAGGUGGACUGGUUUUCCCUGAUGGGCGUCAUCACCCUCCUUUGCUUUGCCCCCUUCAUCGUCUUCUACUUCGUGAUGGCCUGUGACCAGUACCAGUGCUCCAUCAGUCAGCCUAUGCUUGAACUGUACAGUGGAGAGACAACCCUGCUCUCCAUCUGGGCCCGGUCACCCUCCUUCACCUGGUCAGCUGCCAAGAUAUAUGCCAUCUGGGUGGCCUUUCAGGUGUUUCUCUACAUGUGUGUUCCGGAUGUUACCCACAAGUUUAUUCCUGGCUACGUCGGCGGAGUCCAGGAUGGAGCACGAACUCCUGCUGGCUUGAUUAAUAAGUAUGAAAUCAAUGGUCUGCAGAGCUGGCUGAUCACUCAUGCCUUGUGGGUCGCCAAUGCCCACUACUUCCACUGGUUCUCCCCCACCAUCAUUUUUGACAACUGGAUCCCUCUAAUGUGGUGCACCAACAUACUGGGCUACGCUGUGUCUACCUUUGCUUUCAUAAAGGCCUACCUUUUCCCAACAAACUCUGAGGACUGUAAAUUUACUGGGAACGUUUUCUAUAACUACAUGAUGGGCAUUGAAUUUAAUCCACGCAUUGGCAAGUGGUUUGACUUCAAGCUUUUCUUUAAUGGACGGCCUGGCAUUGUGGCCUGGACACUUAUUAAUCUGUCCUACAUGGCCAAGCAACAAGAACUGUAUGGCCACGUCACCAACUCCAUGAUCCUGGUCAACAUCCUGCAGGCCAUGUACGUGUUGGAUUUCUUCUGGAACGAGGCGUGGUACCUGAAAACCAUUGAUAUCUGCCAUGAUCACUUUGGAUGGUAUUUGGGAUGGGGAGACUGUGUGUGGCUGCCAUACCUCUACACACUGCAGGGCCUGUACCUGGUCUACCACCCGGUCCAGCUCUCCACUGCCCAUGCCCUUGCUGUCCUGUUGCUUGGCCUGAUUGGUUAUUACAUCUUCCGCUCCACCAACCACCAAAAGGACCUGUUCAGACGCACUGAAGGCUCCUGCUCCAUCUGGGGCCGUAAGCCAACGUACAUCGAGUGCUCGUACAGCUCCGCUGAUGGUGAAAUCCAUCGAAGCAAGCUCCUGACCUCAGGGUUCUGGGGCGUGGCCCGACACUUAAAUUACACUGGUGACUUAAUGGGCUCUCUGUCAUACUGUGCUGCAUGUGGCUUUGGACACCUGCUCCCGUACUUCUACAUUGUUUACAUGACCAUCCUGUUGGUUCACCGCUGUGUGCGUGAUGAGCACCGCUGCAGCAGCAAAUACGGUAAAGACUGGAAACGGUACACUAAUGCUGUGCCGUACCGACUGAUCCCUGCUGUGUUUUAAAGUGAGGAAGAGGAUGAGAGGAGCGAGAUAAUUUCACUAAGACAAUUAAACAAAUAAUGAAAUUGGUAA